AUGGUAGUGGUCGGUGGUGUUGCGAGGCGGGGAAGGGGGAAGGCAGGGGAUGCGUCGAAAGGGAAAGCAGAGGACGGGAGAUGUGGUGAGGUGGUGGUGUUCGGUGGUGUUGGGGGUGUUGGGUGGCUGCGGCGGUGGAUGUUGGCGGUGGCACAACAGAGGGGAAGGGAGGAGAGCACGAAAGAGGAGCAAUGGAGGAAAGAGAGGAGGGAGGUGGCAUCUGGUUGGGGGGCGCAGCAGGGUUGCGCCGGAGGCGACGGUGAUGGUGGUGGUAGUACGAUGGGAGAGAGAGAGAGAGGAAGAAAGGGGCACGAAAUUGGCAAACUAGGGGAGUUGAGGGGGCGUUUUCUGGGCGGUUUUGGGAGGAGGGAGGGCGGUUGCCGGGGAUUUUUGGGCGGAGGUGAGUUUAGAAGGUGGUGCGGCGGUCGGUUGCAGUGUUUGCGUGGUUGGGUGGUGCGGCAGGGGCGAAGAAGGGGGGGGGGGAGGCAGGGGAAUGCGCGGGAGGAGGAGGAGAGCAGGGGGAAGUUCGGUGGGGCAUGGUGGUGUUUCUGGGUGGCCGAGUGGUGCUGGGGUGGUGGUCGAACCGUGUUGGUAAUGGUGGUGGUCGGUGGUGUUGCGAGGUGGGGAAGGGGGAAGGCAGGGGAUGGGUCGAAAGGGAAAGCAGAGGAGGGGAGAUGUGGUGAGGUGGUGGUGUUCGGUGGUGUUGGGGGUGUUGGGUGGCUGCGGCGGUGGAUGUUGGCGGUGGUGAUUUGA
Spinacia oleracea (spinach) is the source of this 753-nucleotide messenger RNA. RefSeq lists its product as uncharacterized. The transcript has 2 exons. Lineage: Eukaryota; Viridiplantae; Streptophyta; Magnoliopsida; Caryophyllales; Amaranthaceae. Bases 1 to 753 code for a protein of 250 amino acids. The record is from RefSeq and is a predicted model, not a curated record.